This is a messenger RNA of Stylophora pistillata, 754 nucleotides long. RefSeq lists its product as uncharacterized. Lineage: Eukaryota; Metazoa; Cnidaria; Anthozoa; Scleractinia; Pocilloporidae. The record is from RefSeq and is a predicted model, not a curated record.
AUCGAAAGCGAAAGUAUAGAUGCUCGACUUCCUGGUAUCAAUGGCAAAUCUUCACCUAACCGGCUUUUACCGACGACAGAGCAAGCAUGGAAAAGCAGAAUCCACAAUUAAAAUUGCCGAUCAGAACUCGCGAAAAGUAAACUCGCGCUUCUUGGUAGCCUUGAUGUUCUAUGAAAAGGCUAGUAAUUUGACCAAGUACAUUUCUUCUGUACCUCUCGAUCGGUUCGCACGCAGAAAGCUUGUCGAACAGUCGAAGGACUACAUGAAGCAGUGCAUAGCCCUAUGCAUAGAACUCGACGAUGGCAGCAUUUACAUUAAAAAACACCACUUUGGACUUCUAAAACUAGCUUUGCUGGAUCUAAAUUGCCGCACAAGAGCAGCCCGGGAACAGCUAACAAGUAGUAAGUGCAUCGCAGAUGCAAAAACCUGCCUCGAGACAGUUGAAGAAAAGUAUCGGAAAGAAAUGAGCGAGGGACAGAUGAUACAAUUCUUUGUGGCCAAGUCAGACCUAAAUUACAGGCUUGGAGAUCUACAGGCAGCACAAAGUUAUGCAAGCCAAGCAUUGUUCCUUGCUGAAACUCAUGGAUUCAGUUUAGAAAUUACUGCCAUUAAGGAGAGACAAGAAGAUAUGCAAAAACAAAUCGCAUCGAAGGAAACGAUGGAUUUUGAACCAGUAUCCUACGAAGAAACCCGCCAUGUCGAUACACUGUCACCCAGUACAGUAUCGUCUGAGUAGAACUCUCCUUGCUCCUCG